Molecule: messenger RNA, 687 nt
Organism: Ctenocephalides felis (cat flea)
Lineage: Eukaryota; Metazoa; Arthropoda; Insecta; Siphonaptera; Pulicidae
Exons: 4
Biological process (GO): transmembrane transport; heme export
Cellular component (GO): membrane
Molecular function (GO): heme binding; heme transmembrane transporter activity
Source: RefSeq, a predicted model, not a curated record
CGCAUCCGAGUGCUCUGUGUUCUCCCCAGAUCGUACUUUGACAUAUGGCACCAUCCUUAUCUGUACAAUACACAAUGGACCACACAUAAUAGUUAUUUUAAAAAAAGUGGUGAUUUUAGUUGAUUAUCGAACGGAGAAACGACAAGGAUAUUGUUAUAAGUCAUGGAAGCUUUAAGAGAAACCCUUGAUGAACACGAUGAAAAAAGUGUGGAUAAUCCAGUUUAUUUGGCUGUAACGGACAACGUGCCACACAAUCUAAACCUGGAUUUAGAAAACCCGAACAAUCCUAAAAACACAUAUUUAACACCCAGUUCUACGACAGAAUUAGAACCCAAAGUUCAUGUUUAUAAGGUGUACAAACGAAGGUGGCUGAUUCUGGGUAUAUUCGUUUUAUAUUCGGCUGCAAAUGCAUUGCAAUGGAUUCAAUACUCGAUUAUAGCAAAUAUUGUACAAAAGUAUUAUGGGAUAUCAAGUACUCUAGUCGAUUGGACCUCGAUGAUUUAUAUGAUUGUAUAUAUACCUCUAAUCUUUCCUGCUAGUUGGCUGCUUGAUAAAAUGGGUCUCCGCGUAGCAGCUACAUUAGGAGCAUGUGGAACAUGUUUAGGCGCUGUGAUAAAAUGCUUUUCCGUCUCUCCAAACAUGUUCUGGCUAGGCUUUAUUGGACAAUCAACCACUGCUGUAUCGCAG